AUGACUGGCGGAGUCUCCGUUCGCGAUGUCGAUGCGCAGAAGUUCAUCGACGCGUACGCUAGCUUCUUGAAGCGACAGGGCAAGCUCCCCAUUCCCGGUUGGGUCGAUACCGUCAAGACCGGUCCCUCGCGCGAGCUACCCCCCCAGAACAUCGACUGGUUCUACGUCCGCGCCGCCAGCGUCGCCCGCCACGUCUACCUACGCAAGACCGUCGGUGUCGGCCGUCUCCGCAAGGUCCACGGUACCGCCAAGAACCGCGGCACCCGCCCCUCCAAGCACGUCGACGGCUCCGGCUCCGUCGACCGCAAGAUCCUCCAGGCCCUUGAGAAGAUCGGUGUCCUUGAGCAGGACGAGGAACAGGGUGGCCGACGCAUCACCCAGUCCGGCCAGCGAGAUCUGGACCGAAUUGCCCAGACUACUGCUGAGGCUGAGGAGGAAGAGGAUGAAGAGUAA
Messenger RNA from Daldinia childiae, 453 nucleotides. RefSeq names its product 40S ribosomal protein S19. The transcript is spliced from 4 exons. Gene Ontology annotation, cellular component: cytosolic small ribosomal subunit; ribosome. NCBI's taxonomy places the organism in Eukaryota, Fungi, Ascomycota, Sordariomycetes, Xylariales, Hypoxylaceae. The coding region runs from base 1 to 453 and encodes 150 amino acids. The record is from RefSeq and is a predicted model, not a curated record. Gene Ontology annotation, molecular function: RNA binding; structural constituent of ribosome. Gene Ontology annotation, biological process: translation; ribosomal small subunit assembly.